AUGCAGAGGCUAAAUAGAAUCCAGUAUAUACAAAAUGUGGUUAAUGACCUAUCAGGAACAUUUAUAUUUCCAAGAGAAACUACCAGUAAACUGGGAAUCGGUCAAACCUCAAGUGAUAAUAACUUUCCUGAAGACGAUAAAAUCGAAAACAUCGUAAUGCGGGCACUAGUUGACGUGAAAAUCGAGUGUGAUAAAAAUAUUGAAUUCGAAGAUGACAUUAUAGAUGAAGAGCCAUUAUGUUGUGUAGAUCAACACGACCAGAACACAAAGGAAGACCAACUGAUUACCAACAUCAAUUUAUUGGCUGAAGAAAGUUCAGAUAACAACGAAGCAAAUAAUCAACCAGAUGAUCUUCCUGGGGAUAUCUCCAAGGAAUUAUUGAAUUUUGUAGUGCAAGACAACAUCACACUUGAAAAUGACAUUAACCCUAUAAGGACUGAACCCAAUGAUAAUAGUACCAAAGAUGACAUAGCAUUGCUAGAACCAGAGUCAAUUUUUGAUGUUGAAAAUUAUGCAAAUAUUUUCGCAUAUGGUGACGAUUUCUUGCCUGAGGAAAUAACCAAUAACAAAAUAGAAGAAACGCCUACAUCAGUUAAUGAUAAAGAAAAUGAAAUCAAUGAGAAAUUCAAUCAGAUAACCAAAGACAAUAUACUAGACAGAUCACAAAAAGAUGAUAAAAUAGAAAGAUAUAGAGAUAAUAAUGAUGACUUGAAAGAAUCUACAGAAAAACAUGAUCAGAUAACCAGUGAAGAAAAUUCACAAGAUAAAAAAGCCGAAAAUGAUGGGAACACCAAAGAAGAUGAUAUUGGAAAGGAAGACACUGGGGAAGACAUAUUAACAAAACAGAUAACACCAAAAGAAGAUAAUGAAACUGAUGUAGAUAUUGUGGAGAUAUUGACCAGAAUAAUGAGGAAAAUGCAGUGA
Messenger RNA from Phaedon cochleariae (mustard beetle), 924 nucleotides. The record is from the annotation of a GenBank genome assembly. Lineage: Eukaryota; Metazoa; Arthropoda; Insecta; Coleoptera; Chrysomelidae.